UCAUGUUCGAACUUCUCGUUAAAAUCACCGACCUCCACUCCGCCAUGGAACCCGCGCAGACGAUGGGUCUCAAUCUGACAGGAGAGAAGAACGAGGUCUACGACAGCAUGCCGACCGGCGGGGCCCCGUGGGCUGAGCAUGGAUAUGACAUGCGUGCAACAGAUGUAGGGCGCUGUUCAUAUGCUCACUUGACGAUCACACGUGUCACCAAACAUCCAGUCGAACUUUUGCUUAAUCCCUUCAUCCGCAUGCAUCACCCUCCUCAUUCACUUUGUUUCCAUCAUUGUACUGAUCCCCUCCCACCACUCAUCUCCUCCACCUGGCGCUGACCCCCAGUAGGCUGCAGGACUAGCAGCAGAAGGAGGAGCUAACGGACCCUUCGCGUGCGACAACGACGGGUUCAAGUGCUUCAUCUUCAAUCGUCAAGCCUUCGACAACGGCGUCGUGGGCGACACUGACAGCAUCUACACCAACUUUGGUAGGACGAAAGGAGGAGACGCGCUUUAUUCUCAUGCAUCUUAUUCGAUGUUGCAGGCACAGGGGCUGAGAUCGCACAUACGCGGGUCCCUCCCGACGGAAAACUCGGAGGAGGAGGAGGAGAAGGAGGAGGAGCUUCAGCACGUGCGAAGCCUUUAUGCAGCCUUGGCGAGGACUGUAACGGUCUGGGAUGAUGCUGAGAAACAGCCAUUUGGUGUGAGGA
Messenger RNA from Guillardia theta CCMP2712, 700 nucleotides. RefSeq lists its product as hypothetical. The record is from RefSeq and is a predicted model, not a curated record. The annotation marks the transcript as partial. NCBI's taxonomy places the organism in Eukaryota, Cryptophyceae, Pyrenomonadales, Geminigeraceae. The transcript has 4 exons.